Messenger RNA from Baudoinia panamericana UAMH 10762, 1325 nucleotides. RefSeq lists its product as uncharacterized. The record is from RefSeq and is a predicted model, not a curated record. The transcript has a single exon. NCBI's taxonomy places the organism in Eukaryota, Fungi, Ascomycota, Dothideomycetes, Mycosphaerellales, Teratosphaeriaceae. Bases 431 to 1213 code for a protein of 260 amino acids.
CGUACCUUAUUCUUGGAACCAGCAUUCGGGACCUCCUCCAGCCCUGAGUCUGCACGAAUAUAUUGUUUUGUCAUUUCGAAACACAUGACUGCACUGGUUAUCGUACAGCCUAACCUCGGGACAUCGCCAAGUCGACAGUGAUGUGGUGUGUUGCCGUCCUCAGCGCCGCUUGAUCUCUGGGCAUAUUCAAUGGAUUCCGCGAUUCGGUGGCAAGAUGUUGGACUCUGCAUACGUGGACCAUAGCGGCAGUGACUCCCAUCAUCCUCGCUGUAGUGACCGCCUCAUCCUCGGUAAGUACUUGACUUUUCGAACUUCUCCCCAAACUGCUUGAGCCUACAUUGCGUUGCGAGACCUAUCUGCACCGAGCAUCACCACGUGUUUCUUCAUCCCCCAUCCCAUUCCACAAACAUAGCUUCGAACCGCAGACACCAUGGCGGGGUACGACUUCGGCGACCCCUGGAACUACAGGGUGUUCAAUCGACGAAUGCAAGAUUGGGAGGAAUGGUACGCCAACCAAGGCUUCGAGGGGCAGCCUGACGCAUAUACUCCAGAACCCGGAGGCAUGGAUCUUAUGGUACCCUCCGGGAUCUUUCCUUACGAAGACGGUCACGUGGAUCGAUACCAUCCCUUUGGGCUAGCGGACAUGCGAGGCAGCGGAGGCAGCGAGCCAGAAGAUUCCUGGAGCGGGCCAACAGAUUGGAGAUACCAGCCAGAUCCGUGGGGUGGAUACGGACUGGAAGCCAAUGCCGAGAUGGCCAGGUACGGCCAAGGCCGCAUCGAACCCUUGGAGACGGAUGCGGAAGAGGAGGCCUGGAAGUCGGAACCCUUCUUCCCGCCUAACCUCGAGCAGACCUACUGGGGCCGCCGCGAUCAGCCCGGAAUCGACAGGUUCCACCCGUACUUCCCUGGGUGGGCGCCUCCGGAGGGACCCCAGCGGCCGAAUGGAUGGCAUAUGCCUGUGGGUGGCGAGUAUGGCAUCUUGGCUAACGACGAGCUGGCGGUUGAGGGGAACGUUGACAGUCGCCAUAUGAGGGAUGGUUACGGGAGGUUGCCGCAUGGCUUUUACCUUGAUGACGAGGACUAUUACAUCGGUCGACUCCGUGGUGCUCGUCGGGUGGAGCGGCAUGAGAUGGCUAACCCUUGGGGGUGGCAUCCGAUAGUGAGGGACGACUACGAGGAUAGGCAUUCAGGACCUGGCGGCGGCGGAGCGUGAAGGCUCCUCCGAAAACGUGAGGCCAGAGCGGUUACUUUUAUAACCCGGUGAUGUGGUGUUGAUGGUGGUGGUAAUGAUCAUGACAGUACAAUAAUGCUGAUAAUUCCGAUGG